AUGCAACAGAUUACUCCCAUCCUGACUUCUCUCUCCAGACAUAGACAUUUCGUCAUAUCCUGUGAAUCCCCGAUCAGACCUCACAAGAGGAGUACAAACAGGCGCUGGCAAAAAGCCAAACAGUACGUUCCCAAGACGUUCACUAAGUUCCAUCAUGAAAAUGAUUACCUACCUUUGUGGGCCAACAAGCCGUACUAUUUGCGUUUGAGUAGGUUGAAAUUGAGGAGAUUACGAUGUGAAGGUCUCAUGGACCAGCUUAGGAGAGAUCUUUCCAAUACAAGCAGUGAUUCCCUCUCCAACAAUUACUUCAGUGAGCCACGAGACUAUUCAUUUUCCCAGCAACAACAACUUCAGCUAGAUCAUCAGCAUCAACAACAGAUCCAAGAACUACGGAGGUGCCAGUAUCAAGAAUAUCUUCAACUACAACAACAGCAACAACUUCAGCUCGAACAAUACAAGCAAGAGAGAUUUCAGCAGCAUCAUCAGGAGACACUAGUAUCUCUCUCGCCAUCACUUUAUGAUAGCGAGCCCAUGGAUAUUGACGAGGAGUAUUUUUGUAAUAUCCAGAGUCCGGUGUCAGUUACAAUUAAUGUUUCGCAAAUAUCGUCCACUCCAGCUGUAUUUAACAAUGAGCAGUACAAUCGGGAUCAAGAAAAUCUUACCCCUCUUGAAGUUUCUGAUUGCUCCGACAUCGACGAUAUCGAAUGUGAGUCGAUUUCAACUGACAUGGAGCAUGAACAAGACCUUGACCUAAUUGAGGCAAAUUUCGAAGUGAUCCAAUCAAACAACGAGCAAGACUCCGACAUGGACGGCUUUACAGAUUUCGAGGCGGACGUUGACGAUGACGAGUUAAACUGCGAACUUGUGGCUCUUCUGCUUUCAUGA
This is a messenger RNA of Candidozyma auris, 885 nucleotides long. RefSeq lists its product as uncharacterized. The record is from RefSeq and is a predicted model, not a curated record. NCBI's taxonomy places the organism in Eukaryota, Fungi, Ascomycota, Pichiomycetes, Serinales, Metschnikowiaceae. The transcript has a single exon. Bases 1 to 885 code for a protein of 294 amino acids.